Colletotrichum destructivum is the source of this 935-nucleotide messenger RNA. Its product is annotated as Putative Longin domain, v-SNARE, coiled-coil domain-containing protein. Gene Ontology annotation, biological process: vesicle-mediated transport. Gene Ontology annotation, cellular component: membrane. NCBI's taxonomy places the organism in Eukaryota, Fungi, Ascomycota, Sordariomycetes, Glomerellales, Glomerellaceae. The transcript is spliced from 2 exons. The record is from RefSeq and is a predicted model, not a curated record. Bases 184 to 891 code for a protein of 235 amino acids.
GUUCCCGCAUUGCGUCCUGCGACUGCGACAGACGCCCUCCACGCAUCUCCCUACGUAAGCUACCCGCCCGUUGCAUUUCGAAUAUCGCUGCCUGUCGGCCUACCUACGACGCAUUCAAAAAGGAACCAGCAGAAUCUCAAGAUAGGCUCAUCGGGUCUUGUGAAUCCACCCAUUCCAAUCAUCAUGGCUUCCUCAUCGACGCCCAUCACCCCCUUGCUCUACUCGUGCAUAGCACACAACAAUACCAUCCUCAGCGAAUGCACGACAUCGGCCUCGUCGCAGACCUCGUCCCUCGCCUCCCUCAUCCUACCCAAGAUCGAUCACAGCAGCCCUCAGAAGCUGACCUACACCCAUGGCUCGCACCAUAUCCAUUACAUCGCCGAGGCGCCCUCAGACCACCCAGACCACCCGUCCGCCGGCGGUCUCACCUUCCUCGUCAUCGCCGAUGCCUCGUUGGGCCGCCGCAUCCCCUUCGGCUUCCUCUUCGAGAUCCGCCGCCGCUUCCUCGAGCAGUUCCCAGCCGAGUCAACCGACUACGCCGAGCUGCCAAACUAUGGCGCUGCCAGUUAUAACGGCCAGCUUAAGAAGUUCAUGGUCGACUACGGCACCACAAGCGGCGGCAAGGACGACGCCAUCUCCAAUGUCCAGCGCGAAAUCGACGACGUCCGCGGCAUUAUGACGCGCAACAUCGAGGGUCUGCUCGAGAGGGGCGAGCGCAUCGAUCUUCUUGUCGACAAGACGGACCGUCUCGGUGGCAGCGCCCGCGAAUUCCGCGUCCGCAGCCGCGGCCUGAAGCGCAAGAUGUGGUGGAAGAACGUCAAGCUCAUGGCGCUGCUGACGCUUGUUGUCGUGCUGAUUGUCCUUGCGAUUGUAAUUGCGGUGAAAAACUGAUCAGGGAACGGUGCGCCGGGGCCCGGCCUGACCCUUCGCGACUU